Molecule: messenger RNA, 2040 nt
Organism: Lytechinus pictus (painted urchin)
Lineage: Eukaryota; Metazoa; Echinodermata; Echinoidea; Temnopleuroida; Toxopneustidae
Product: protein starmaker-like
Exons: 1
Coding region: 1-2040 (679 amino acids)
Biological process (GO): larval heart development; cell adhesion involved in heart morphogenesis
Cellular component (GO): extracellular matrix
Molecular function (GO): catalytic activity
Source: RefSeq, a predicted model, not a curated record
AUGGAGAAAGAAAUAGACAAAUCACAUGCAGAACCAGAGAAAGAAAUAGAAGAAUCUAAGGUAGAAACAGAGGAGUCUGGUGCAGAAAUAGAGAAAGAAAUAGACAAAUCCAAUGCCGAAAUGGAGAAAGAAAUUGAGGUAUCUGAUUCAGAAAUGAUCAAAUUCAAUGGAGAAAUGGAGAAAGAAAUUGAGGAAUCGAAGGCAGAAAUGGAGACAGAAAUAGAGGAGUCUGUUACAGAAAUGGAGAAACGACUAGACAAAUCCAAAGUAGAAAUUAAGGAUGAAAUAGACAAAUCCAAUGCUGAAAUGGAGGAAGUAAUAGAGGAAUCGGAUGCAGAAAUGGAGACAGAAAUAAACCUAUUCAAUUCCAUAAUGGAGAAAGAAUUAGAGGAAUCGAAGGCAGAAAUAGAGGAGUCUGUUAAUACAGAAAUGGAGAAAGGAGUAUAUGUGGACAAAUCCGAUGCAGAAAUGGAUAAUGAAAUAGAAGAACCAGAUGCAGAAGUGGAGAAAGAAAUAGAGGAAUCUAUUAAGGUAGAAAUGAAGGAAGAAAUAGAGGAAUCUGACAUUGAAAUGGAGAAAGAAAUAGACAAGUCCAAUGCAGAAUUUGAGAAUAAAAUGGACAAAUCCAAGGCCAAAAUAGAGAAAGAAAUAGAGCAAUUUGAUGCAGAAAUAGAGGAAGAAAUCAAGGAGUCUGAUCCAGUAAUUGAGAAAGAAAAAUACAUAACUGAUACAGAAAUUGAGAAAGAAAUAGCCAAAUUUGAUGCAAAAAUAGAGACAGAAAUAGAGGAGUCUCCUACAGAAAUUGAGAAAGAAAUAGAUAAAUCUGAUACAGAAAUAGAGAAAGAAAUCGACAAAAGUGAUGCAGAAAUAGAGAGACCUGAUUCAGAAAUGGAGAAAGAAAUGGACAAAUCUGAUGCAGAAGUGGAGAAAGAUAUAGAGGAAUCUAAUGCAAAAAGAAACACUAAAGAAUCUGACUCAAAUGGAGAUAAGGACUCUGACACAGACAUGGGAGAAAUUCUCUCAAUUGAUGCACGUACAAUACUUGAUGUACUUGUUGAUACUUAUGAUAGAGAAAUUGAUGCAAACACUGCGGAAACUGGAGACCGUGACUUUGACAUUCCAAACACAGAAAUUAGAGAAAUAGACUCAGAUCCUACGGAGGUAAAUGACUACGAUGCAGACAGAGAUAUUGAGGAAAUUGUCUCAAUUCAUGCAGAAAUUGGAGAUAUUGACUCUGAUAUUGGAAAUUCAGUAAUAGGAGAAAUUGACUCAGAUAAUACUGAUAUAGAGGGUGAGGAAUUUAACUCUGAAGAAGCAGAUACAGAAGAUGAAGAAAAUGAUGAUAAUUCAGAAACAGGAGAAACUAACUCAGAUGAUACCGAAACAGAAACAGAAGAAGAAUCUGAUGAGAGGCGUUUGACUGAUGAUGACACAGUAAGCGAAGGAGAGUUUGGCGAGACGCACAGGAAAGCAGGUGCCGACUCCAAUAUUGGACAAUUGAAAAUUUUGUAUACCAAUAGUGACUGCCUACUCAACAAACUGGAUGAACUUUCCCUGCUGCUGGAACAACGAACUAUUGAUAUUAUUGUCAUCUGUGAAUGCCUGCCCAAAAAUUGUGAUAUCAAGCUGACUGUGCAAAAUUAUCAGCUUGAAGACUAUGUCCAGUUUUUAAACAUUGACAAAGAAGAUGUAAGAGGAGUCUUGGUGUAUGUGCACAAACGUUAUGCUACUUUAGUCAAGGAAAUAUUUUUUGAGUCAAACUUCAACGAUUGUGUGUGGAUAAAUAUGAAGCUGAAGGGAAUGGACUCAUUAACUCUGGGAUGCAUUUACCGUAGUCCAACUCCAAACAUAUAUAUGUCAACUACUGAUAUGAUGACUGAGAUGCUGUGUAAAGUUGCAGAUAGCAAUCCUUCGCACCUUAUCAUCGUUGGUGACUUUAAUUACCCAAACAUCAACUGGGAGAACUGGACAUCCCAUCAUUCACAUGAACAGAAGUUUAUCGACUGCUUGAGUGACUGUUUCCUCCAUCAGCAUAUAUAG